CAGAAAGAUAAUAUCAAAGUGAUAAUGAACUCUCAAGGAGUUAAAGGAAAAAGUCAGUGCUUAACAACCAGUGAGUGUGAGCAUCUGUACCUUUUCUUCGUCAGCAAAAAAAAGGAUUCACGCAAGGUUCUAUUCCGAGGACUGCUCAUGGCUCUGAAAGGUUUCAUCUCAAUAGCCGAGUUUGACAUACUUGAACUGAUAGGUGGAGGAGCUUAUGGCCGGGUAUUCAAGGCUAAGAGAAAGAACGAGAAGGAGACCUUUGCUAUCAAAUGCAUUAAACUAUCAAACGACGACGAUGUGGAAUUGGUAUACAGCAGUAUGAGGGAGUUAACUGAAAUGCGACGAUUGCAUCAUCCCAAUAUAGUCCAGUACUACUGCGGCUGGUGGGAGACUCUUCCACCGUCAUGGCGGAGAAACAGCAAACAAGAUCAGGUUGACGUGUCGUGGUCUAGCCAAAGUGACGAUUUUUCUAGUGAGGCUGAAAUUAGCAUCGAUUACGAAAAACGAAUGAAAAUGGAGGACGAGCGUUGGGGAAAUGUCAGCGACUCUUCUCUGUCUAAUCAGCUGGCAUUGUCAGCAAAAAGCGAUGGCAGCGCCACGCGAAGGGAUGACGAGGUUCAGAGAGAAUGGCUUCAACACAAACGAUUAACAUCACAGGAGACUAGCGAAUUGAAAUGUAGAAGUAAUAAAACUUACCUGUAUUUGUAUAUCAAGAUGGAGCUUUGUCGCAAAGAAAAUCUGGCCGAUUGGCUGAAGACUCCGAUUUCCCAACGUGUUCAACUGGACGUUAACAACAUGUUUCAAUCUAUUUUACAGGCGGUGCAUUAUCUCCACAAUCAGAAUAUAAUUCAUCGUGAUUUAAAGCCAAGUAACAUUUUCUUCAACUCCGAAUGGUCAAUUAAAAUUGGCGAUUUCGGACUAAGCAAAGGAAUGACAAUGGAACAGGCUCUACUAACCUCCGAUGUGGACUACGGACAGACGCGGUCAGGAACGGGUACUUCUCGGAUGAAUCACACGGUCUAUGUUGGCACCAAGCCUUACAUGGCACCUGAACAGGAGAAAUGCCAAACGUAUAACCACAAGGUGGACGUCUAUGCACUGGCUAUCAUCCUCUUCGAACUGCUGAUUCCAUUCGGUUCCGCUUCCGAGCGACUGAUAGCCAUUUCCAACUUGAAAGUUUACCAGCUCCCACCUAAAUUUGAAGAAAUCUACGGCACAAAGUUUGUAAAAACGGCUGCUUAUCAAGAUGGUAUCUGAGAAUCCAGACAUAAGACCGGAAAUUAAAAACAUUCUAUCCGAAUACAAUAUUAUAGCAGUCAUCUAAAUAUCUCGAAGCAAAUUGACCACUAUUUCAGUCUGAUUCCUCGC
Molecule: messenger RNA, 1368 nt
Organism: Daphnia magna
Lineage: Eukaryota; Metazoa; Arthropoda; Branchiopoda; Diplostraca; Daphniidae
Product: eukaryotic translation initiation factor 2-alpha kinase
Exons: 5
Coding region: 25-1257 (410 amino acids)
Biological process (GO): protein phosphorylation
Molecular function (GO): protein kinase activity; ATP binding
Source: RefSeq, a predicted model, not a curated record